CAAAAUAUGCAUAAAAGCAGCCUCUCUCCCCUUCCCACCCCUUUCAACCUUGAACCAGAGCUAAUGAUAUUCUAAUAAGAGUACCAAUUGGUCACCUAUGGCUCUUAGGUUCAAGACCUCUCUUCCAGUUUUGCUUUUCCUAAUCAUUUGCUUGUCUUCAGGCAUAGCUGAAGGCCUCCACGACAAUGUCAACCCCGUGUACUUGCAUCACAAGGGUAUGAAUCCAAGGAAGCUUUUGGUGGUGGAUACAGUGUUGGAUUAUGAUUAUACAGGACCCAAUCCUAAGCAUUAUCCCAGGAAGGGGAAACCGGGCAGCAGCGGCAGCAAGAACCCUUGAUUCCCUUUCCUUAUCCUACCUCUGUGCCCCCAACUGAAUAAUAAACACUGCCCCAACUGAGAGAUUUUGAUCAUGUAUGAGGAGAGGAGACAAUCUAUAUAUAUAUAUAUGUGUGUGUGUGUUUAGUAUUAGUUUCUAGAAUACUAAUAUUGUAAGAGCCCUCUUGUGGGCACAUAGAGACCAUAUAUGGGGUAA
Camellia sinensis is the source of this 532-nucleotide messenger RNA. RefSeq lists its product as uncharacterized. NCBI's taxonomy places the organism in Eukaryota, Viridiplantae, Streptophyta, Magnoliopsida, Ericales, Theaceae. The record is from RefSeq and is a predicted model, not a curated record.